Aspergillus terreus NIH2624 is the source of this 708-nucleotide messenger RNA. Its product is annotated as PSME3-interacting protein. Bases 1 to 708 code for a protein of 235 amino acids. The transcript has 3 exons. Gene Ontology annotation, cellular component: nucleus. Lineage: Eukaryota; Fungi; Ascomycota; Eurotiomycetes; Eurotiales; Aspergillaceae. The record is from RefSeq and is a predicted model, not a curated record.
AUGUCGUCCGGAUUUGUGUCUGCUGGUACGGACCAGGAACCAAUCGAGCGGGAUGAUGAAUGGCUUCGCGUUCAAAAAGAGCUGGAGGAGGAACGGAGGCGCAAAGCCGAGCUGGGAAAGCAAGACGGCGGGAAAAGUUUAUAUGAAGUCCUACAACAAAACAAAAUGGCAAAACAGGAAGCUUUCGAGGAAAAGAUCAAGCUGAAAAACCAGUUUCGCUCCCUGGACGAAGAUGAGGUCGAGUUCCUAGACUCCAUUAUGGAGUCAACCCGCGCCCAAGAAGCCGCAGUCAAAAAGGAGACUGCCGAACAACUUGAAUUGUUCCGUCGACAACGCGAGGAAGCCGAGAAGACACUUCUGGAAGAGGGCUCGGCCGACGUCGCACCCUCGGCGGAGGGGGAGGAUUGGAAGAUCCCAGCGCGCAAGCGACGACGGGACAAGAACAAGGAUCUUCUUAUUCCAGGAAAGAAACGCAAGUCCACCGUGGAGAACCUCGGCGAUCUCUCCCCUCCGGCGGACAAAGCACCAAGCAAGAGCCAAGGAUCCGAAAAGAAUGGGAAAUCCACGGAUGCGUCAUCCAAGAGGGCAGAGUCGAACAAGCCAUCGGAGGUCCCAGAAGCUUCAAAAUCCCUAUCCAAGCCUGCCAGCGGAGUGCAAACCCCCAACCCGGGACAUGCAGAAGCCGGCUACGACUCAGACUCUGAAUGA